Tribolium madens (black flour beetle) is the source of this 1113-nucleotide messenger RNA. RefSeq lists its product as uncharacterized. The record is from RefSeq and is a predicted model, not a curated record. Gene Ontology annotation, biological process: sensory perception of smell; detection of chemical stimulus involved in sensory perception of smell. The coding region runs from base 1 to 1113 and encodes 370 amino acids. NCBI's taxonomy places the organism in Eukaryota, Metazoa, Arthropoda, Insecta, Coleoptera, Tenebrionidae. Gene Ontology annotation, molecular function: odorant binding; olfactory receptor activity. The transcript has 6 exons. Gene Ontology annotation, cellular component: plasma membrane.
AUGGAGUAUUUACAUAAUUGUCAGACUUAUGUUGGGGGUACUGGUCUGGCAAUUAAUAGUCCCCUUUACAGAAAAAAAUCUAUCCAAAUACAUUUUUUUCCGCUCACUUUGCUCUUGAUUGCUUUGUCAAGUUACAAAUUACGGGACACCAAUAACGACAUUUUUCUCAUUAUGGAAAUUCUGGAAUCUAUAUCAACUUUUACUCUACUAAUGAUACGAAAAUAUGUGGUUUUCACCCAUAGCAGCUUAAUGUUGGACAUUUUCAAUGAUUGUUAUAACCUUUGGUCUUUUGAUCUGUUUGGACUAGAACUUGAACAAAAAUUUAAAAAACAAAUGAAAAACUGUUGGACUCUGGCUCAAACUCUUAUUACUUGUGGUUUCAUAACUAUCAUGUUUAUGUGUGUAAGUGCCCUUAUCGAGGAGGAAAAGUUAGUACCGUUCAUUUGCUGGUUACCAGAUUUUCUUUACGCCAGAGAACUGAUUUUUUUAUCUCAAUUUAUAAUUUUAAUGGUUGUUUUCUACUACAUUUUACUCACAGACGGAUUCUAUCUUUUGGUUUGUAUGGAUAUAAAAAUUCAGUAUAAAAUGAUGAGAAAAAUGUUAAAGUCCAUUAAAUUUGGAAUAAUUUUAGAAAAGGAAAGUUUAGAGAAGUUGGUGGAGUUGGCAAAACAUCACAAUAAGAUGUUAAAGCUUCACAAAAAAUUGAAUAAUGUGUUUUCGAAAUAUUUUUUAGUGCAAUAUGCUAUGUCGGUUUCUGCAAUAACGGUUCAAGCAUACACCUUAAAGUACAGUGAAGUCACUAUUGAAACAGUACUAAAAAGCAUUUUCUACACAGUUUCAAUCCUGCUUCAAGUCGCUCUUUAUUUUUUUCCCGCCAGUAAUGUGGAAAUAGAAGCAAGUAUAAUAAUUAUAAAGUUAUUUAUUUUAUUUUUUCUAAACUGGCAAGACUACGGAAACGUAAAAAUUAGACAUCACAUUCUUUUCAUGCUCUUAAAAUCACAACAAAAAUUGGAAAUGAAAGGCGGAGGCAUGUUGCAUAUAAAUCGAAACGAAUAUCUUAUGAUGUUUCGUCUCGCAUUAACAAUUGCUACUCUUUUGGGCAAUUUGAGCUAA